This is a messenger RNA of Cheilinus undulatus (humphead wrasse), 982 nucleotides long. RefSeq names its product dnaJ homolog subfamily C member 13-like. Gene Ontology annotation, biological process: endosome organization; receptor-mediated endocytosis; regulation of early endosome to late endosome transport. The transcript has 6 exons. Bases 32 to 535 code for a protein of 167 amino acids. The record is from RefSeq and is a predicted model, not a curated record. Gene Ontology annotation, cellular component: endosome membrane. NCBI's taxonomy places the organism in Eukaryota, Metazoa, Chordata, Actinopteri, Labriformes, Labridae.
UUCUGGGUCGGGUCCUGUCCUGCCUGAGGCCAUGGUGUGUUAUCUGGAGAACUACGAGGCUGAACGCAUCUCUGAAAUAUUCCUGGGAGAGUUUGACACACCUGAGGCCAUUUGGAGCAGUGAGAUGAGGCGGAUGAUGAUUGAAAAGAUAGCUGCUCAUGUUGCUGACUUCAGCCCCAGGCUGCAGAGCAACACGCGGGCCCUCUACCAGUACUGCCCCAUUCCUGUGAUCAGCUAUCCUCAGCUCGACAACGAGCUCUUCUGCAACAUCUACUACCUCAGACACCUGUGUGACACCACCCGCUUCCCUAACUGGCCGAUAAUAGAUGCUGUAAAGCUGCUAAAAGACACACUUGAAGCCUGGAAGAGAGAGGUGGAGAAGAAACCUCCAUCUAUGUCUGUGGAUGAUGCCUAUGAAGUCCUAAACCUGCCCGAAGGACAGGGACAGCAUGAGGAGAGUAAAAUCAGGAAAGCUUACUUCAGAUUGGCGCAGAAGUAUCAUCCUGACAAGAACCCAGAAGGAAGAGACGUUUGAGAAAGUCAACAAAGCCUACAAGUUCCUUUGUACAAAGUCUGCAAGAAUCAUAGACGGCCCUGACCCAGAAAACAUCAUCCUCAUCCUGAAAACUCAGAGCAUCCUGUUCAACCGACACAAACAAGAACUGGAAUUGUACAAAUAUGCCAGCUACCCAGAGGAUGACAGAGGAUGAGCAGCUCUUCUCAAAGGCCUUCCCCCUCCUGCCAGCUGCUGUCGAGCUCGCUUUCCACACCGUCAAGAUGCACAGAUGUAUACGUACCUGGAGGUGAAGAUGUGAGAGAGUCAGACACAGCCAGCAGUGAUGAGUGUGGAGACAGACCCCAGUCUGCUUAAUGGUAAUUUUCCUCUUAAAAAGCUGGAGAAUGUUAGUUAAGAUAAAACCAAAAUUGUGGGUACAUGCUGCAGUGAUGAAGUGUCUUUACCCCGAAGCAUGAGUCUGAAGUU